AUGCCUGGCUUAAAUUCACCCGUUCGGUACUUUGAUCGUACAAACAUCCCAAAGGAUGUCUGGGACGUUCUGCGGGCACAUGCUGCUCGCGCAAAUGUGAUCCUUCCGCAUGCCGAAAAGGUUUCCAGCCAUCCAGAGUUCUUACCCGAUUCCGAGCAGCUUUGGAUGGUCUACUCGGAGCCUGGAACUUCCAAAAUCCGGUUUAUACUAUCUUGCACAGAGGGACCAUUAGGCACAUACCCUAUUUUCAUUGUUCCCACAGCACCCAUCGUUGAAUUAAUCCCCGAGCUCCUCCAAAGCCCCAUGGAGGCGUUAUGCUACGCGCUUCUGAACGAGGCCAACGUCAGAAGGCAGAGGGUGUUUUCUGUAUUUUCUGUUCAACCAGUCGCCGAAGCUUUCGCCAGCGCAUGGGGCAAAAUUGCAGAGAUCGAUUGUAUCAAACAACCAUACUAUGAUGCAAUUUUUACGAUGUGUACUCAGUGUACCCUUGAAACGUCGGUCCUCGCUGUUGCUCCAUCAGAGGAAGAGGUCAUCGAGCUGCGUCUUGCUGUGCCACAGGAUGUCGACAAGAUUUCUUCACUCUGUCAAGAAUUUGCCAAUACUUCGCAUCCAUUCAUUCUCACUUCUGAGCAAGCCUCUAAGGAGGCUAGUCUCUUAAUUGAAAACGGGCAAGUCUGGGUAUACGAGAUUGAAGAUGCAGGUGGAGAAACCGAUAUCGCAAGCAUUGUUGCUGUGACACGGGAGUCAAACGCUGUUGCUGCUAUCACGAAGGUGUACACGCCACAGAAGUGGGGGCGCAAAGGCCGUGCCGAAAGGCUGGUUCGCCGUGUCUGCAGAGAGUUAUUGAAGACGCAUGAGCAAGUUGUAUUAUACGUUGGCGCCGACAAUCACGCGAAGAAGUUGUACAACCGAGUUGGCUUCCAGGGCCUUAGUGAAGGGUCUCCUCCAAUUGAUGGAGUCGAGAAGUGGCUUGAAAUUGGUUUUGAUAGAGCCGAAGUCGAACUUGGUCACUGGUAG
Molecule: messenger RNA, 1017 nt
Organism: Suillus clintonianus
Lineage: Eukaryota; Fungi; Basidiomycota; Agaricomycetes; Boletales; Suillaceae
Exons: 3
Coding region: 1-1017 (338 amino acids)
Molecular function (GO): acyltransferase activity, transferring groups other than amino-acyl groups
Source: RefSeq, a predicted model, not a curated record